Molecule: messenger RNA, 5510 nt
Organism: Dama dama (fallow deer)
Lineage: Eukaryota; Metazoa; Chordata; Mammalia; Artiodactyla; Cervidae
Gene: MAPK8IP3
Product: mitogen-activated protein kinase 8 interacting protein 3
Exons: 31
Coding region: 77-4075 (1332 amino acids)
Biological process (GO): vesicle-mediated transport
Cellular component (GO): cytoplasm
Molecular function (GO): MAP kinase scaffold activity; kinesin binding; JUN kinase binding
Source: RefSeq, a predicted model, not a curated record
CUGCGGACCACGGGCAGCCGGGGCGGGCGGGCGCGCCGGCGGACAGCGGGCCGCGCUGGCGGCUGCGGUGGCCACGAUGAUGGAGAUCCAGAUGGACGAGGGCGGCGGCGUGGUCGUCUACCAGGACGACUACUGCUCGGGCUCGGUGAUGUCGGAGCGGGUGUCGGGCCUGGCGGGCUCCAUCUACCGCGAGUUCGAGCGCCUCAUCCACUGCUACGACGAGGAGGUGGUCAAGGAACUGAUGCCUCUCGUGGUGAACGUUCUCGAGAACCUCGACUCGGUGCUCAGCGAGAACCAGGAGCACGAGGUGGAGCUGGAGCUGCUGCGCGAGGACAACGAGCAGCUGCUCACCCAGUACGAGCGGGAGAAGGCGCUGCGCAAGCAGGCCGAGGAGAAAUUUAUCGAAUUUGAAGAUGCCUUGGAACAAGAGAAGAAAGAGCUGCAAAUCCAGGUGGAACACUAUGAGUUCCAGACCCGCCAGCUGGAACUGAAGGCCAAAAACUAUGCAGAUCAGAUUUCCCGGCUUGAGGAGCGGGAGUCGGAGAUGAAGAAGGAGUACAACGCUCUGCACCAGCGGCACACGGAGAUGAUCCAGACCUACGUGGAGCACAUCGAGAGGUCCAAGAUGCAGCAGGUCGGGGGGAACAGCCAGACGGAGGGCAGCCUGCCAGGGCGGAGUCCUCGCCAGUCUUGGAGGAGAAGCAGGAAGGAGCGCCCCACGUCCCUGAGCGUCUUCCCCCUGGCCGACGGCUCGGUACGUGCGCAGAUGGGGGGCAAGCCCGCGCCUGCAGGGGACCACUGGCGCCUGAGUGACCUCGGCCAGCUGCAGCUCAGCUCUAGCUACCAGUGUCCGCAGGACGAGAUGUCCGAGUCGGGCCAGUCCUCAGCGGCGGCCACGCCCAGCACCACGGGGACCAAGUCCAACACGCCCACGUCCUCUGUGCCCUCGGCCGCGGUCACGCCCCUCAGCGAGGGCCCGCAGCCGCUGGGCGACCACGGCGGCUCCAGGAACAGCAAGCGGGCGCGGGAGAAGCGCAACAGCCGAAACAUGGAGGUGCAGGUCACACAGGAGAUGCGCAACGUCAGCAUAGGCAUGGGCAGCAGUGACGAGUGGUCCGAUGUCCAGGACAUCAUUGACUCCACCCCAGAGCUGGACAUGGGCCGGGAGCCCCGCCUGGACCGCACAGGCAGCAGCCCGACCCAGGGAAUCGUGAACAAGGCUUUUGGCAUCAACACCGACUCCCUGUACCACGAGCUGUCGACGGCAGGCUCUGAGGUCAUCGGAGACGUGGAUGAAGGGGCGGACCUGCUAGGAAUGGGCAAGGAAGUGGGGAAUCUGCUGCUGGAGAACUCGCAGCUUCUAGAAACCAAAAACGCUCUGAACGUGGUGAAAAACGACCUCAUCGCCAAGGUGGACCAGCUGUCGGGGGAGCAGGAGGCGCUGAAGGGGGACUUGGAGGCCGCCAGGCAGGCCAAGCUCAGACUGGAGAACCGCAUCAAAGACCUGGAGGAGGAGCUGAGGAGAGUGAAGUCGGAGGCCAUCACUGCCCACCGUGAGCCCAAAGAAGAGGUGGAGGAUGUAAGCAGCUGUCUCUGUACAGAAUUGGACAAGAUCCCCAUGGCGCAGCGCCGCCGCUUCACGCGGGUGGAGAUGGCCCGCGUGCUCAUGGAGCGCAACCAGUACAAGGAGCGGCUGAUGGAGCUGCAGGAGGCCGUGCGGUGGACUGAGAUGAUCAGAGCAUCCCGCGAGCACCCGUCUGUCCAGGAGAAGAAGAAGUCCACCAUCUGGCAGUUCUUCAGCCGCCUCUUCAGCUCCUCGUCCAGCCCGCCUCCAGCCAAGCGGUCGUACCCCUCUGUGAACAUCCAUUACAAGUCGCCCACCACAGCCGGCUUCAGCCAGCGCCGCAACCACGGCAUGUGCCAGAGCUCGGCGGGCAGCCGGCCCCUGGAGUUCUUCCCAGAUGACGACUGCACGUCGUCCGCGCGGCGGGAGCAGAAGCGCGAGCAGUACCGCCAGGUGCGCGAGCACGUGCGCAACGACGACGGGCGGCUGCAGGCCUGCGGCUGGAGUCUGCCGGCCAAGUACAAGCAGCUGAGUCCUAACGGGGGCCAGGAGGACACCCGCAUGAAGAAUGUGCCGGUACCCGUGUACUGCCGCCCGCUGGUGGAGAAGGACCCGACCAUGAAGCUGUGGUGUGCCGCGGGCGUCAACCUGAGCGGUUGGAAGCUUAGUGAGGACGGCCCUGGGAAUGGAGUCAAGCCCGCGCCGGGCCGCGACCCUCUGACCUGCGACCGGGAAGUAGAAGGAGAGACCAAAAGCAACCACGCGUCCCCCGAGAAGAAGAAGGCCAAGGAGCUCCCCGAGGCGGAUGCCACCUCCAGCCGCGUGUGGAUCCUCACCAGCACGCUGACCACCAGCAAAGUGGUGGUCAUCGACGCCAACCAGCCGGGCACCGUCGUGGACCAGUUCACCGUGUGCAAUGCCCACGUGCUCUGCAUCUCCAGCAUCCCCGCCGCCAGCGACGGCGACUACCCUCCAGGGGAGAUCUUCCUGGACAGCGACGUGAACCCCGAGGACUCAGGCGCGGACGGGGUGCUGGCGGGCAUCACGCUGGUGGGCUGUGCCACGCGCUGCAAUGUACCACGCAGCAACUGCUCCUCCCGGGGGGACACCCCGGUGCUGGACAAGGGCCAGGGGGAGGUGUCGGCUGUCGCCAAUGGGAAGGUCAACCCAGCUCCAUCCACGGAGGAGGCCACAGAGGCCACGGAGGUGCCAGACGCAGGGCCCAGCGAGGCAGAGGCAGCCGCCGUUCGGCCCGGGCCACUCACAGAGCAUGUCUUUACGGACCCAGCCCCCACCCCGCCCCCCAGCGCCCAGCCUGACAGUGAGAACGGGCCGGAGGCCGACAUGAGCAGCGCGCAGCCCGAGCCAGAGCCCAGCGGGGACCCCGCGGGCAGCACCAGCGCUGCGCCCACCAUGUGGCUGGGAGCCCAGAACGGCUGGCUUUAUGUGCACUCGGCCGUGGCCAACUGGAAGAAGUGUCUGCACUCCAUCAAGCUGAAGGACUCGGUGCUGAGCCUGGUGCACGUGAAGGGGCGCGUGCUGGUGGCUCUGGCCGACGGGACACUGGCCAUCUUCCACCGGGGUGAAGACGGCCAGUGGGACCUGAGCAACUACCACCUGAUGGACCUGGGCCACCCGCACCACUCCAUCCGCUGCAUGGCCGUCGUGCACGACCGCGUCUGGUGCGGCUACAAGAACAAGGUGCACGUCAUCCAGCCCAAGACCAUGCAGAUUGAGAAGUCAUUCGAUGCCCACCCACGGCGGGAGAGUCAGGUGCGGCAGCUGGCGUGGAUUGGCGACGGGGUCUGGGUGUCCAUCCGCCUGGACUCCACGCUGCGGCUCUACCAUGCCCACACCCACCAGCACCUACAGGACGUGGACAUCGAGCCCUACGUCAGCAAGAUGCUGGGCACAGGAAAGCUAGGCUUCUCCUUCGUGCGCAUCACAGCCCUGCUUAUCGCGGGCAACCGCCUCUGGGUGGGCACUGGCAACGGAGUCGUCAUCUCCAUCCCCCUGACUGAGACCGUGGUCCUGCACCGAGGCCAGCUCCUGGGGCUGAGAGCCAACAAGACGUCCCCCACGUCGGGAGAGGGGGCCCGCCCCGGCGGCGUCAUCCAUGUGUAUGGGGACGACAGCAGCGACCGGGCAGCCAGCAGCUUCAUCCCCUACUGCUCCAUGGCGCAGGCACAGCUCUGCUUCCACGGCCACCGGGAUGCCGUCAAGUUCUUCGUCUCGGUGCCAGGGAACGUGCUGGCCACCCUGAACGGCAGCGUGCUCGACAGCCCAUCCGAGGGCCCCGGGCCCGCCGCUCCCGCAGAUGCCGAGGCCCAGAAGCUGAAGAACGUGCUGGUGCUGAGCGGCGGGGAGGGCUACAUCGACUUCCGCAUUGGCGACGGCGAGGACGACGAGCCGGAGGAGGGCGUGGGGGAUGUCAGCCAGGUGAAGCCGGUGCUGUCCAAGGCCGAGCGCAGCCACAUCAUCGUGUGGCAGGUGUCCUACACCCCCGAGUGAGCUGCGGCCCUCCACCCUGCCCGCCUGAUGCCGCCCGCACCUGUACAUACGCCCCACCCACCUGCCCACCACCGCCCUGGGGCGGCCAGGCGCCCGUCCACCCCACUUCUGACCUCUCAACCUGCAGCUUUCACCUGAGGCCCGGGGCCUCCCCCCCGCGAGCUGGCAGAGCAGCUGGUCUGGCUGGGGGUGGGGCGGGGAGAGGGCAGCGUUCUGACCAGGGAGGCACAGAGCCUUUUGGAACACCGGCUUCCCAGCAGCUCCUGGCUGGCACCCGGCCCUAAGUCCUCCAGGCCCAGGACACUGCAGGGCCAGAGCGAGGCAGAACCCCAGGGGGGAUCAGGCCAGGGCACACCCCUACAGGCAGCCCUGGCUCCACCCUGGGCCCUCCACUCCCAUCACUCUCUCCCAGGGUCCCCCCGGGGAGCAAGCAGGGACUCAACCCUGCUGAGUCUUCCUACCCUCGGUCCACUUGCCUUUGACUGCUGUCCACGAGAGCGGGGCUCCAACCCUCAGGGAGCUGGCCCAGCCUCUCACCUUCCCUGGGCUCCCCCCACCCCAACCCCUGCCACCCUGGGAACCGGCAUGAAAGCACGUAACCAAGCUCCCUGGGGCAGCUGCUCGAGAAGAGACAGAUAGACACCCUCAUCCAGCUCGAGCCCUGUGAUCAUCCCGUGUGCUAGGCCCUCACUGACCCGUGUCUUCCCCUCACCACUGGCUCAACCUGGGCGAAGACCCACCUUGUAGGAGCAGGCCCCUUGAGUCCCACCCCUCUCGGAAGCCCCUAGGGUGGAAUUUCUCAGGCUGCCAGGGCAGGCCCAGGCCUCAGGAAGAAGGGGGGCGGGGGGGGCCCUGGCCUCUCCUGGGGUUAGUCCUUGGAUGUAGGCUCAGCCUCAGGGUGAUGGGAAGGAGUGCUCCAGGGCCUGCCUCCGGUGCAGUCUCGGAGGAGCCCGCUCCUAAGACACGAUACUAAGUGCCUGGGGCCAGUGGCGCGGCCUGCUCCCGUGAGGGCCCUGAUGACAGGCUGACUCUGCUCAGCAGAGGCCAAGGGCCAAGGAGAGGAGCUGCUAGGCGUCCGUGCCUGCUGCUCCGAGCGGCAUUGCCUUGGACUGCUAUCCCCCCUGCCCAGGCCUCACUUCUCUUCCUCCAGACACUGGGCAGGGUCGCCCAGGCCCUGCUGCCCACCCCCUCCCACAGAGAAGCACAGACCCUGGGCAGCUGCCCCUGAGCCCAGCCGGUACCACUGCAGGCUUCCCCCACGCCCUGCCACUCUCCACUGUGACGUCCGUCAAGUCCCUCUCUGUCCUCAGGGGGCCUGAAGCGACCUGGGGGUGAGCCGGGUGGGUGCAGCCAGGGGAAGGGGCUGGGACGAUUCUCCUCAGGCUUUGGCCCUGCAAGUGACCCUACGUAUCUGCUCUGUAUGUAAUAAAUGUCU